CUAGAUUUUUCAGGAAAUAAGAUGGAAAAAGAAGGAAAAAUAGAAAAAACAAACUUCGCCAGGUACUAUUGGAAUCUCUUGUUGGUUGGUAUUUACCAUUUGAGCAUAUGUAGGUCUCUGUGUUGUACUUAUAUUUGUUGUAGCUACUGGUAGCUGUUCGUUUUGUGUGACUCUUUUUUUCUUAAAGUUGAAAAUCUUGCUUCUAGCAGUUAUAGCAGUUGUUUAUGUACACUGCAUCCUCUGUAAUUCUCUGGGUGGUUAUUACAUCAAAAUACAUAUUUUACUAGAUCAGACCGAAUUUUCUUAGGACAGUCAGCUGUUUGGUGAUUAAGACCACAUUUUAGAGGACUGUAUUGAUAUUGCAAUAGUUUUUUGUGUGAACAUAUUUUUGGCAUCUAGUACAUUGUACUAAUUCUCUUUUUAGUCUUGCAGCUUCGACAUUAAUUUUCAAUAUUUCAUCUUAUAAAUUUCUUUAUUAUUUUCUUGAAUUCUUAAGUUAACAAAAACAGUGGUAGGUGUAGUAGUUCUUUGCAGGAUACUCGUUAUUUGUAGAACUAUAUGUUCUUGGCACUCAUUCCUUUUUUAAUUUCUUGUAUAUCCACUGUGGGAUGAAUAAGACGAAUUAGUACUCAUAAAGGGUUUGUCUUGCUUCUUGCUAUAAUUGUUUUUUUCUCAUCAAUUGCUUUUAUUAUAAUGCCGUAUAUUUCAAUUGUUUGGGCCUGUACCUUGAUUUGUUCUUUAUUCAAUACCCUGAUUAAAUGUUUGUCUUUGGUUAUAGUUAGUGUGACCAACUCUAAUUUAGUCAAAUUCGGGACAAGGCUGAAAAAAAUACCUGAAAUUCGGGACUUUUCAGUGAAAAACGGGCCAUUCUCCAAAACCCGAAAAAAACAUUUAUCAGGCAUCAUUACGUCGUUGCAUGCGGCAUGCCUCGGACAGCUGAUUCAUGUGUACACCUAUACAUGAAUUGAUACUAUUUUUAAAUCCUCUUUUCAGGACGAUAUUUAAAAUACAGAAAAGAAAAAAGGUCCGCAGUUUGAGUUUUCGUAGAACUAUAAUACUAGAAUGUGGUAUUAGUAUCACACUCUAAAAAUUGUCAACUUUUUUUCGUCCCACCAAUUUCUCAGAAAAAUAACGUAUUCAAUAUUUCAAAAUAGAAUUUUACCAAAACCUCGAAAAUUCGGAUGGCCCGGAAGCCUUGUCCGGGACGCCGGGACAUGACUUCGUAAUUCGGGCCAUGUCCCGGAUUUUUCGGGCUAGUUGGUCACACUAGUUAUAGUAUUCAAUAGUUGGUUUAAUUAUUGUAUGUUUUUAACACCGGCAAUAAAUAUUGGUGGGAGUUUCUCUUCCUGUUUUUUGCCUCUUCAGUUUCUGCUUCUUGCCUCUCUUCAUUAAUUAAUACAUUUGAAUAGAUGCUCAUUAAAAACACCAAAUUGCGAAUCUAUACAUGAAAAUCUCGAAUUCUUGGGAAGUGUGAAUUUCAGAAAAAUUUAAAUCUUGCAUUGAUGUACAGGGUAGUUUUACUAAUACGAAACCAUUCAAGAAUGGAAUAUCAUCUAUAAUGGGAACAACUGGUGUGAUAGCUUGGGAUUUUCAACAAGAAAGCUUUCCAAUACAAAUGAACUGUACUAUCAUCGAUAUCGACAAUAAUGGAUAUAAUGACUGUUUGGUGAUGGAUAGUAGAGGUUUAAAAGUUGUGGAAACUAUCUCUGGUGAAGCGCUAUGGCAUGCUCACAGUUUAGAAGAAAAAUCUAUACCAGAAAUAGAUAUGCCUGUUAAAAUAGAAGAUUUAAACAAGGACGGUGUAAGUGAAUUGCUGGCAAUAUACAAGAAAAGCGGAUUUUUGAUAAUAUCUGGAAAAACAGGUCAAGCUCUCAAAAAUAUUCACCUACCAUCAACUUGUUCAUCUAUAAGCCUGGCAUCUUGCAAUACAUACUCCAUCAGCUAUCGAUGUAUACAAAUGCCAGGAAACUUGGUAACCUAUGAAGUUCUUUUAGAAGACAUCAAAGCUAAAUAUUACAACUACAGUGCUAAUUUAAGGCUGAAUCUAGGAAAAAAUGCAGGUUUUGAAACAUUUUAUGAAGUAGGUGACCGAAAACUUACUGUGGAAAAUGUAAAUACUUGUCCAAAAUGUCAAAGCAAUGUUACUUUAUACAGUGCUAAUCAGACAAAAUUAAAUUUUUGGACAUUUGAUAAUUCCAUAGUGAUGCAGCCUGUUUCUUUCAAGGUUCCUGUUGUAAAACCUAACAUAUAUUCAUCUAAAGGUUAUAUAAUAGGAUUUAUAUUAAAAAUGUGGUAUUGGCAAGAUAAAUCUAUCAAACUGUCUCCGGUAACAAGAAUCUACAAAAGAAGUGUAUCCGUUCACAAUGAAACGUAUCAUUUAAAUAAAGUGUCUGAACAAGUGUUAUUGUUAUUACUGAAAGAAAAUGAUGCACAACUAGAAAAUGUAAGUCUGACUGAUGUUUACUUGAUAUGUAAUGGACCAGCCCACAGCAAUUGUCAACCAGAUUACAAAAAUCAAGAAAAUUCCAUUUUCAUAGCUGAUCUGGACUUAGACAAUUCCUUAGAACUGAUAAGUUAUUCGAGUUCCUACAAGGAGAUAGAAAUAGAUGGGUAUGAAACUUGGCAUUUGACUUCAAAGCUUAAUGUGUUUAGACUAGAAAGUGAAUUUAGUAAAUUAUUCGAAAAUAAGUAGAUAGCAAAUUUAGAUAUAUAUGUAUUGUUAGGACACAUACCAAAGAUAAAUAUUUUUGCAACUUUUUCUCAAACACCAAUCUACUCUAUUUUAAAUUUCUUAGGAUAUACACCAAUUUUAGAUAAAUGGAAUAUUGAAAGAAAGGUUAAAUAAGGAGGGCCAAAGUU
Diabrotica virgifera virgifera (western corn rootworm) is the source of this 2859-nucleotide messenger RNA. RefSeq lists its product as uncharacterized. NCBI's taxonomy places the organism in Eukaryota, Metazoa, Arthropoda, Insecta, Coleoptera, Chrysomelidae. The record is from RefSeq and is a predicted model, not a curated record. The coding region runs from base 1559 to 2692 and encodes 377 amino acids. The transcript has a single exon.